Umbelopsis ramanniana AG is the source of this 2242-nucleotide messenger RNA. RefSeq lists its product as uncharacterized. Gene Ontology annotation, molecular function: metalloendopeptidase activity. The transcript is spliced from 8 exons. Gene Ontology annotation, biological process: protein processing. NCBI's taxonomy places the organism in Eukaryota, Fungi, Mucoromycota, Umbelopsidomycetes, Umbelopsidales, Umbelopsidaceae. The record is from RefSeq and is a predicted model, not a curated record. Gene Ontology annotation, cellular component: plasma membrane. The coding region runs from base 9 to 2180 and encodes 723 amino acids.
ACCUUGUCAUGCUUGGGGUUUUUCAAGAUUUACUCAAAAUGACCGGCUUUCCAAUGGAAUCGACUGGUGUAUGUCAAUCGCAGACUUGUCUGUUGACAGCUGCUUCCAUUCUACAUGACAUCGAUAAGAAAGUGGAUCCAUGUACAGAUUUUUAUCAGUAUUCCUGUGGAGGCUGGAUAAAUGCGCAUAAGAUUAGAGAUGAUCAAGCUCAAACUGGCUCUUUUGACAACGUCUCUGAAGAUAUCGAAAAUAUACUGAAGCAGAUUUUCGAAAAUACUUACGACAACUUGCAUACUUUUGGCAACUUUACUGUAGAUCCCGAUUUGAAGGCAAAAGACGAAGAAAUUUUUGACAAGGCCAAACACUACUAUGAGAGCUGUAUUGACGAAGCUGCCAUCGACAGCCGCGGAAGUGAACCGAUUCGCACUCUCCUGGAAAAGUUCAACUCCAUAUGGGAAGACAGUAAAAGAAAUAACAUUGAAUCUAUUACUUCCGCAAUGUCCUUUUUAAUCUCGAACGGCGCAUAUCCGUUCUUUGCGUUUGACGGAGAUGCAGAUGCGGAAAAUCCUGGAGUUAACACUCUUACUCUCGGACAAAGUGGUCUGCAACUUCCUUCAAAGCAAUACUAUACUGUACCAGCAACAAUGGAACUGUACAAAGGAGCAGUCAACGACAUUUGGUCAGCUAUAUUCACGCAGAAGGAUAGUAAAAUUUUUGGUGCGGACCAUAACAUUUCAGCAGCAGUCGACAGUCUUGUCAAAUUCGAAACAGCUUUGGCUAAUAUCAGCAAUAGCUCAGACGAAUUGCGCGACCCUGUUGCAAACUAUAAUCCUAUGACCGUCAAAAAUCUGACCUCAACAGUUCCGAAUAUCGAUUGGCACUUAAUGGUGUCUAAACUGCAAGCUUCAACUGUUCCCGUAGAUACUAUUAUAGUAGAGUCUCCUCAAUAUCUUGUCAGUGUUGGAAAACUCAUCGCUGAGACCGACGUCAUGAUCGUGCGAUACCAUUUUAUUAAUGUUUUGAUAUUUUCGCUCAUCGAUACUCUAUCCACGUCAAUUCGGGCACCUAAUGUCAAGCUCUCAGCGAUUUUGGAUGGCACAAAAGUUAUUCCUCCCCGCUGGAAAACUUGCAUGCGUAAUGUUGGAGAUGUUCUCGGACAACUUGUCGGUCGGUACUAUGCCAUAACGAAAUUUGGCACAGAUGCUCAAAGUUUUUCAGACGCCUUUUUGCACACCAUAAGAGAUUCUCUGGAGCAACGCCUACAGGCUCUUGAUUUCCUAGAUGAUGUAACCAGACAAAGGGCUUUGGAUAAGCUUCAUAAAAUUGUUCAAAAAGUUGGCUACAGUAAAUCCGAACCAGACGUCAUGUCGCCAGAGUCCCUGGAUAUGUAUUACAAAAGCAUUUCAUCAAUCCCUGACCAGUACUUUGAUAACUACCUCUCUUACCUACAAUGGGACUCCAAGCGCACGUGGGAGAUCUAUGGCAAACCUGUGAACAGACUACGCUGGGGAAUGAAUCCACAAGACGUCAAUGCCUACUACAACCCACUUUUGAACGAAAUUGUAUUUCCAGCUGGCAUUCUCCAAAUGCCCUUCUUUGAUUUGGAAUAUCCAAGUUGUCUCAACUAUGGUGGCAUUGGUGCCGUAAUGGGACAUGAACUGACGCAUGCCUUCGAUGAUUCGGGUAGACAAUACGAUGAAGACGGAAGAAUAGCUUCCUGGUGGUUGAAGGAGACUGAGGCAAAAUUCGAUGAGAGAGCACAAUGCUUUGUCAAACAGUACUCAGCCUUUACGGUGACUGGGUCUGACAAUCAAUCUGUCAAUGUCAAUGGAAAGCUUACUCUCGGAGAGAACUUGGCGGAUAAUGGUGGCGUACUCAUCGCCUUCAAUGCCUGGCGUAACAGUUUAGCUAAUGCGACAGUGGAUCAACCCAAUAGCGAACAAACUUUACCUGGACUUGAAGAGUUCACUCCUGAACAGCUCUUCUUCAUCAACUAUGGACGUAUCUGGUGCCAAAACAUCAGACCAGAGAAAAGUGUUAAAAGGAUUUAUACCGAUCCACAUUCGCCGAACAGAUGGCGCGUUAAUGGUGUGGCUCAAAACUCGGACGAAUUCGCCAAAGCUUUCAAAUGCCCUCCAAAAGCGCCAAUGAACACCGAAGCCAAAUGUCAUCUAUGGUAGCUUGUAUAUCAUUUGCAUGCUAUUUCUUAAUAAAACAUUGCAGGAUAAGAACCCAUUGUACU